This is a messenger RNA of Coturnix japonica (Japanese quail), 3234 nucleotides long. RefSeq names its product dimethylglycine dehydrogenase (gene DMGDH). The record is from RefSeq and is a predicted model, not a curated record. Gene Ontology annotation, cellular component: mitochondrion. Gene Ontology annotation, molecular function: protein binding. Lineage: Eukaryota; Metazoa; Chordata; Aves; Galliformes; Phasianidae.
CGGGGCAGGAGUCCGCCCGCCGGGAGAGGCGCAGCGCCAGCGCUCCGCAUCCCUGAGCUGUGCGGGAUGAGCGCGAUGCUGCGGGCUGCCCUGCGGCGCCUGCCGCUCCCGCACCGCGGCGUGUGUCCCGGCCCCUCCGCUGCCUCGCGGGCCCUCGGUGGUGCCUCGGGUGCUCGGGGCGGGAAAGAAAGCCAAUCUCCUUCCUUGCUGAAAGAUAGAGCAGACACAGUGAUCAUUGGAGGCGGCUGCGUUGGUGUUAGUCUAGCCUAUCACUUGGCGAAGGCUGGCUUACAGGAUGUCGUUCUGCUGGAAAAAUCUGAGCUCACUGCAGGAUCUACUUGGCAUGCAGCUGGCUUAACUACUUAUUUUCACCCUGGAAUAAACCUGAAGAAAAUCCAUGCUUACAGCAUCAAGCUCUAUGAAAAGCUGGAGGAAGAGACUGGACAGGCUGUGGGGUUUCAUCAGCCUGGCAGCAUCAGAAUUGCAUCAACCCCUACUAGGGUGGAUGAAUUCAGAUACCAAAUGACUCGUGCUGGUUGGCAUCCAACAGAGCAGUACCUAAUUACACCUGAGAAAGUGCAAGAGCUAUUCCCCUUAUUGAACAUGGAUAAGGUUUUAGCAGGCCUAUAUAACCCUGGAGAUGGUCAUAUAGAUCCCUAUUCUCUGACAAUGGCUUUGGCUGCAGGAGCCAGAAAAUAUGGUGCCCAAUUAAGUUAUCCAGUCCAAGUGACUAAUCUAAACUCUCGAUCAGAUGGGACAUGGGACGUUGAAACUCCCCUUGGAGUAAUUCAAGCAAAGAGAAUUGUCAAUGCUGCAGGAUUUUGGGCCCGUGAAAUAGGCAAAAUGAUCGGCCUGGAGCACCCUGUCAUACCUGUCCAUCAUCAGUAUGUUGUGACAUCAACUGUCCCUGAAGUGAAAGCCCUAAAAACAGAAUUGCCUGUGAUUCGUGACUUAGAAGGAUCAUAUUAUCUAAGGCAAGAAAGAGAUGGUCUUUUAUUUGGUCCAUAUGAAAGUCAGGAGAAGAUGAAGCUGCAGGACUCUUGGGUCACAAAUGGAGUCCCGCCAGGUUUUGGAAAAGAACUUUUUGAGUCUGAUUUAGACAGAAUAAUGGAAUAUAUUGAGGCUGCUAUGGAAAUGGUUCCAGUUCUGAAAAAAGCAAACAUCAUAAACACAGUUUCAGGUCCUAUCACUUAUUCUCCAGACAUUCUUCCUAUGGUGGGGCCGCAUCAGGGUGUCAGAAAUUACUGGGUAGCUAUUGGGUUUGGGUAUGGAAUUAUACAUGCUGGUGGCAUAGGAAAGUACCUGAGUGACUGGAUCCUUGAAGGGGAACCUCCAUUUGACCUGAUAGAAUUAGAUCCUAAUCGCUACGGAAAGUGGACCACUACAGAAUACACAGCUGUCAAAGCAAGAGAAUCUUACGGUUUUAAUAACAUUAUUAUUUACCCUAAAGAAGAAAGAUUUGCUGGGAGACCAACAGAGAGGUCUAGUGGGCUGUAUGAUUUGCUGAAAACAAAAUGCUCAAUGGGAUUUCACGCAGGAUGGGAACAACCUCAUUGGUUCUACAAACCUGGAGAUGAGACUGGAUACAAACCCAGUUUUCGGCGCACAAACUGGUUUGAUCCAGUGGGUCGUGAGUACAAACAGGUUAUGGAAAAGGUUGGUGUGAUUGACCUGACACCAUUUGGCAAGUUUAAAGUAAAAGGUGCUGAUUCUGUGAAGCUGCUGGAUCAUCUGUUUGCAAAUGUUGUUCCAAAGGUUGGUUCCACAAAUAUAAGCCAUAUGUUGACACCCAGAGGAAAAGUUUAUGCUGAGCUAACAGUGUCUCAACUGUAUCCAGGAGAAUUUAUGCUUGUAACUGGCUCAGGGUCAGAACUUCAUGAUCUGAGAUGGAUAGAAGAGGAAGUAGCGAGAGGUGGAUACAAAGUUGAAAUAGAAAACGUGACCGAUGAGAUGGGAGUACUGGGUAUAGCAGGUCCAUAUGCACGACAGGUCCUCCAGAAAUUGACAACUGAGGAUCUGAGUGAUGACUCAUUUAAAUUUCUCCAGUCUAGACAUUUGAAACUCUCUGAUAUUGCUGUUACUGCCAUAAGGAUAUCAUACACAGGUGAAUUGGGAUGGGAACUGUAUCAUAGAAAAGAAGACUCUGUAGCUCUUUACAAUGCAAUCAUGGAUGCUGGCCAAAAAGAGGGAAUUGACAACUUUGGAACAUAUGCUCUGAAUGCUUUAAGGCUAGAAAAGGGUUUCCGAGCCUGGGGGGCAGAGAUGAACUGUGACACUAAUCCCUUGGAAGCUGGACUGGAAUAUUUUGUAAAGCUAAACAAGCCUGCAGACUUUAUAGGAAAGAAAACACUGAAGCAGAUUAAAGAAAAGGGACUCAAACGGCGACUGGUUUAUCUCACCCUGGAAACAGAUGAUGUUGAUCCAGAGGGAAAUGAAAGUGUGUGGCAUAAUGGCAAGGUUAUUGGCAACACCACAUCUGGAUGUUUCAGCUAUAGCGCUAAGCAGAGUCUGGCUUUUGCAUAUGUUCCCAUAGAGCUCAGCAAAGUUGGACAGAAGUUAGAAGUUGAACUUUUAGGAAAAAAUUAUUCAGCAGCUGUGAUACAAGAGCCACUGGUGCUGACCGAGCCAACAAGAACACGCCUUCAGAGAAAGGGUCAAAGUCCCAAAAUAUAAACACAAAUGAGAAUACAGGAAAUCGUGCAGUAUGAAAUAGUUCUUUUUCUAUGCAUGCAAUUAAGAGAAUUAAACUACUCAGGGUCCUUAAUUACUGAACAUAAGAACCUGAUUGCCAUUCUUCACUGGAAAAUUUGAUGGCAUUGCCCUCUGGCUUCUCUGUAUCCACUGUUCAUUUCAGAGAUCAGAGCACAGCUGAUGGACCAGUAUGUGUUCACUCUUGUCAGUAACAGCUGAGAGCAGAAAAUGGCUGGGAAUGAGUAGAUCCUUGAUUCAGCUUGCUCAGAUUUUGGCUGUCAGAUCUGAAUUCAGGCAGAGGAAAAGAUUGCUCUUAGUAUUGACUAAUAGCAAAUUAUUCCUUCACCUGGAGACUCAUAGUUCAUCCUUCAUCUGUCCUUGGGCUAAUGUAGCUUAUCCUUACAACUGGCUAUAACUUCACAAACUUAUCAAUAAAAUAAUAUCACUGUUAUGCACAAAAAUGCUCACAAGAGAAUUGAAAUCUAUCCCAUGAAUCAUUACAAAGUAAUAAAAACAAUAUUAAAGGCAAACUGAAUUGCUGAU